Molecule: messenger RNA, 3312 nt
Organism: Nerophis lumbriciformis (worm pipefish)
Lineage: Eukaryota; Metazoa; Chordata; Actinopteri; Syngnathiformes; Syngnathidae
Source: RefSeq, a predicted model, not a curated record
AUGGCUGAGUGUCUGGAGGACCAUCUUCAAUGUCCCACCUGUCUGGAGAUCUUCGAAGAUCCUGUCAUUCUUCCGUGCAGUCACAACUUCUGCCGUGCGUGCCUGCAGCGGUGGAAGGACGCAGGAGAACGAUCGUGUCCAGUCUGUCGAAAAGGGUUUAGUUUGAGGGAUCCGCCUUCCAACUUGGCACUGAGGAAUAUGUGUGAGAACCUUUCACGAGCCUCAGUCAAGUCAGAGGAUAUGUGCAGCUUGCACGAAGAGGAACUCAAACUCUUCUUUUUGGACCACCGGGAGCUUGUGUGCAUCAUCUGCAGUGAUGCAGAAAUCCACGUUGGCCACACAUUCUGGCCCCUGGAAGAAGUUGUGAAAGGUCAUCAUGAGGAACUCCAGAAAGAACUGCAGAAGGCCAAGGAAAGACUCAAAGAUUACAACGACUGUCAAGAGAACUGCAAAGAACAGGCAGAGUACAUCAAAGUCCAGAGGGAGAAAGUCGAACGCAAGAUAAAGAACAAUUUUGAGGAGCUCCGCCGCUUCCUCGACGUCGAGGAGGAGGCCAGGUUGGCUGCGGUCAGGGAGGAAGAGAAGGAGAAGAGUCAAACGAUGAAGAAGAAGAUGGUGGCUCUCGGCGGACAAAUGGCCGCUCUCUCGGAGGUCAUCAGAAGCACUGAGGAGCAGCUGGUGUCUGGCAAUGUUGCUUUCAUGAAAAAGUUCAAGACUGCGAUGAGCGGAAUCCAGGAGCUGCCUGAAAAGCCACAGCUGCUGCCAGGAGGUCUGCUGGAUGAAGCCAAACACGUGGGCAACCUCAAGUUCAAGGUGUGGGAGCUGAUGAAGGAGAGGCUUGCCUACAGUCCAGUCAUUCUGGACCCCAACACGGCCCAUCCAGAACUCCUUCUGUCUGAAGAUCUGAGCAGUCUGAGUUGUGAAGGUGUACUGCAGGAGCGUCCAAAGAAUCCAGAGAGGUUCCAGACGCGGCGGUCUGUGCUGGGUGCUGCUUUGGACUCGGGAAGACACGUGUGGGAAGUUGAAGUGGGAGAUAACGAUGUCUGGUAUGUGGGGAUCAUGGACGGGGAUCUUUGUUUGCCAGAGAAAAUGAUUGGUUGGUUUAUUGGAUUUUGUGAUGGUGAAUACCGAAAGCCCGGUUGCGAUUAUGGAGAAUGGAAUCCGCCUGUCAAAGUGCAGAGGAUCCGAGUUGAAGUGGACAUAAAUGAAAGGGUGGUGUCCUUCUCUGAACCUCUUACAAACACUGAAUUGUGGAAUGUUAAGGAGCCUUCUGAUUGGCCAGACUUGUCGGGUAACAUCAAAAUGUAUCCUUACUUUCGUUCAGCACAUAGAAGUCCUCUAAAGAUAAUCCCCGUUCCACCUGCUCUGGUACUUGAGCGAGGACUCGCCCCCCCGGCGAUGUUUUCAACGAAGACUGAGGAAGAGGAGAAGGCCAAGAUGCUGCACAACCUCUACGAGGCUCAGGAGAAAGGGAAGGAACUGCGGCGGCUGGAAGGAAGGAGGACCCUUACACUCAAGAGGGCUGAUCUGGGCGACUUCAUCACCCGGAGGUCGCAGAACCUGUUCCACUGCCUGAAGCUGCCUCUCCCAGCUACAGUCGCGGAUCUGCGGGAAGUUCCAGUUGUCGUGUCGGAGCUGAAGUCGGUGAAUGAUGUUGCCGAGCGAGCGGUGAAGCUGGCGACCGACUUCAACCAGUGCCUGACGAACGACGAAGACGAGCGGCAGCUCAUCUUUCAGGUCGUCGAACAUCACUGCCGCCAAUGCCCCACCGCUGACAAGGCCAGCUUCCAGAAGACAAUCGGUCUGGGAGAGAGGCGAUCAUUAGUCAGAAGAGUGCGAGACCGACACGUUAACCACUGCCAGUCCAAACAACUGCAGCUCGACAUUCCGAACUUGUGCGCCGAGCCAAUCGCCGUCUUCUCUAAAACAAUGGCUGGAUGUCUGGAGGACCAUCUUCAAUGUCCCACCUGUCUGCAAAUCUUCAAAGAUCCUGUCAUUCUUCCGUGCAGUCACAACUUCUGCCGUGCGUGUCUGCAGCAGUGGAAGGACAAAGGAGAACAAUCGUGUCCAAUCUGUCGGACAGAGUUUAGUUCGAUGGAUCCGCCUCCGAACUUGGCACUGAGGAAUAUGUGUGAGAACCUUUCAUGUGCCUCGCUCAAAUCCGAAGAAAUCUGCAGCUUGCAUGAGGAGAAACUUCAACUCUUCUGUUUGGACCACCAGGAGCUUGUGUGCCAUAUCUGCAGAGACGCAGAAAUCCACGUUGGUCACAAGUUCCGGCCCCUUGAAGAAGUUGUGAAAGGUCAUCAUGAGGAACUCCAGAAAGGCCUGCAGAAGGCCAAGGAAAGACUCAAAGAUUACAACGAUUGUCAAGAGAACUGCAACGAACAGGCAGAGUACAUCAAAGUCCAGAGGGAGAAGGUCGAACGCAAGAUUAAGAAGGAUUUUGAGGAGCUCCGUCGCUUCCUCAACGUCGAGGAGGAGGCCAGGUUGGCUGCGGUCAGGGAGGAAGAGAAGAAGAAGAGUCACACAAUGAAGGAGAAGAUGGCGGCUCUCGACAGACAAAUGGCCGCUCUCUCGAAUCUCAUCAGAAGCACUGAGGAGCAGCUGGCGUCUGGCAAUGUUUCUUUCAUGAAGAAGUUCAAGACUGCCAUGAGCAGAAUCCAGGAGCUGCCUGAAAAGCCGCAGUUGCUGCCAGGAGGUCUGCUGGACGAAGCCAAACACGUGGGCAACCUCAAAUUUAAGGUGUGGGAGCGGAUGAAGGAUACACUCGCCUACAGUCCCGUCAUUCUGGACCCCAACACGGCCAAUCCAAGGAUCAGUCUGUCUGAAGAUCUGAACAGUCUGAGUUGGGAAGACGUAGAGCAGGAGCGUCCAAAGAAUCCAGAGAGGUGCAAGUCGCAGCGUGUGCUGGUUGGUGCUUUGGACUCGGGAAGACACGUGUGGGAUGUGGAGGUGGUAGACAACAUUGAAUGGCAAGUGGGGAUUAUUUGGGGGGACCCAUGUUUGCCAGAUGAAAUGAUUGGUUGGUUCAUUUGGUUUCGUGAUGGGGUAUACAAAAAGCCCUAUUGCGAUGAUGGAGAAUGGAAUCCGCCUGUCAAAGUGCAGAGGAUCAGAGUUGAAGUGGACAUAAAUGAAAGGGUGGUGUCCUUCUCUGAACCUCUUACAAACACCGAAUUGUGGAACACUAAGAAGCCUUCCAAUUGGCCAGACUUGUCCGGUAACACCAAAAUGUAUCCUUACUUUUACACAAGCAGUAAAAUUCCUCUAAAAAUAAUCCCCAUUCCACCUGGUGUUACGACAGCCAUCAGUUAG